Messenger RNA from Hippocampus comes (tiger tail seahorse), 2865 nucleotides. RefSeq names its product ATPase H+ transporting V0 subunit a1a (gene atp6v0a1a). The coding region runs from base 178 to 2730 and encodes 850 amino acids. The record is from RefSeq and is a predicted model, not a curated record. Gene Ontology annotation, molecular function: proton-transporting ATPase activity, rotational mechanism; ATPase binding. The transcript has 22 exons. NCBI's taxonomy places the organism in Eukaryota, Metazoa, Chordata, Actinopteri, Syngnathiformes, Syngnathidae. Gene Ontology annotation, biological process: vacuolar acidification; proton transmembrane transport. Gene Ontology annotation, cellular component: vacuolar proton-transporting V-type ATPase complex; plasma membrane; vacuolar proton-transporting V-type ATPase, V0 domain.
AUCGGCGAACCACUUCCGCUUUAGGAUGUCGACAAUUUCACUCGCUCGUCGCCCAAGUCUUCCACAACAAACGUCACAACUAGGAAAAAGGAACGCGGCCAAGUCGCUGGUAUUUCCAUCUCAGUAGUGAUUCCUUCCUGGAGGGCGAGCCGGGGCACCCGCAAACCCGCCGCGAAGAUGGGGGAACUCUUCAGGAGUGAGGAGAUGACGCUGGCACAGCUCUUCCUGCAGUCAGAGGCAGCCUACUGCAGUGUCAGUGAGCUGGGAGAGAUUGGGAUGGUGCAGUUCCGUGAUUUGAAUCCUGAUGUCAACGUCUUCCAACGCAAGUUUGUCAAUGAAGUGCGGCGAUGUGAGGAAAUGGACCGAAAAUUGAGGUUUGUGGAGAAGGAGAUCAAGAAAGCCAACAUCCCGAUCGUUGACACCGGUGAAAACCCCGAAGUCCCCUUCCCGAGAGACAUGAUCGACUUGGAGGCCUCAUUUGAGAAGCUGGAGAAUGAACUGAAGGAAAUCAACACUAACCAGGAAGCCCUGAAGAAGAACUUCCUGGAGCUGACCGAGCUCAAGCACAUUUUGCGCCGCACACAGCAGUUUUUUGAUGAGAUGGAAGACCCCACACUGUUGGAGGAAUCAUCCACCUUGCUGGACCCCAACGAGGUCAACCGGGGGGCGCCGCUCAGGCUUGGAUUUGUUGCUGGAGUCAUUGGAAGGGAGCGCAUCCCCACAUUUGAGAGGAUGCUGUGGAGAGUUUGCAGAGGGAAUGUGUUCCUGAGGCAGGCGAAUAUUGAAGACCCUCUGGAGGACCCAACUUCGGGCGAUCAGGUCCACAAGUCUGUCUUCAUCAUCUUCUUCCAGGGAGACCAGCUGAAAAACAGAGUGAAGAAGAUUUGUGAGGGCUUUCGAGCAACAUUGUACCCGUGUCCGGAAACACCUCAGGAGAGGAAAGAGAUGCUCGCAGGGGUGAACGCUCGUAUCGACGACCUGCAAAUGGUGCUGAACCAAACGGAGGACCACAGACAGCGGGUUCUGCAGGCCGCGGCCAAGGCGGUGCGCGUGUGGUUCAUCAAGGUCAGGAAGAUGAAAGCCAUCUACCACACACUCAACCUGUGCAACAUCGACGUCACCCAGAAGUGUCUCAUCGCCGAGGUGUGGUGUCCCGUCUCUGACUUGGACUCCAUACAGUUCGCACUGCGCAGGGGCACGGAGAAGAGCGGCUCCACGGUGCCUUCCAUCCUGAACAGGAUGCAGACCAAACAGACCCCGCCCACCUACAACAAGACAAACAAGCUCACCUCCGGGUUUCAAAACAUUGUGGACGCCUACGGAAUCGGCAGCUACCGUGAGAUCAAUCCAGCUCCAUACACCAUCAUCACCUUCCCCUUCCUGUUCGCUGUCAUGUUUGGCGACCUGGGCCACGGUGUGCUCAUGACCUGUGCUGCUCUGUACCUGGUCUUGCGAGAGAGCCGGCUGAUCGCCCAGAAGAACGACAACGAGAUGUUCAGUAUGGUCUUCGCUGGGCGCUACAUCAUCCUGCUGAUGGGCAUCUUCUCCAUCUACACGGGCAUCAUCUACAACGACUGCUUUUCCAAGUCACUCAACGUCUUUGGCUCUGGCUGGAGCGUGCGGCCCAUGUUUGACGCCCGUGUGGGAGGCAACUGGACGACUGCAACACUUGAGGGCAACAAAGUUUUGCAGUUAGACCCAGCGGUAGACGGCGUUUUCAAAGGGCCGUACCCGAUAGGCAUUGAUCCGAUCUGGAAUAUUGCAACGAACAAGCUGACCUUCUUAAACUCCUUCAAAAUGAAGAUGUCCAUCAUCCUGGGUGUCAUCCACAUGCUAUUUGGUGUCACUCUCAGUCUCUUCAACCACCUUUAUUUCAAGAAGCCGUUGAACAUCUACUUGGGAUUCAUCCCCGAGAUCGUCUUCAUGGCAAGCCUCUUCGGCUACCUUGUGCUGCUCAUCUUCUACAAGUGGCUCUCGUACGACGUGCGGCUGUCGCGCGACGCUCCCAGUCUCCUGAUCGCUUUCAUCAACAUGUUCCUCUUCAACUACAGCGAUCCUACCGUCAAGCCUCUCUACACGGGACAGCAAGCUCUGCAGACCCUCCUGGUGCUCAUCGCCGUGGCAUGUGUCCCUUGCAUGUUGAUAGUGAAAACUCUGGUCCUGCGGAGACAAUAUCUGUGGCGUAAAAACCUGGGCACACAGAAUUAUGGGGGCAUCCGGGUGGGCAACGGUCCCACUGAGGACGAGGCGGAAAUCAUCCAGCACGACCAGCUGUCGCAACACUCCGAAGAAGAGCCUGAGCGUUGCCUUCUGUCAUCUGCUUUCAAGGCCCGCGAGGAGGAAGAGUUUAACUUUGCAGAUGUUGCCGUGCAUCAGGCGAUACACACCAUCGAAUAUUGCCUGGGUUGCAUCUCCAACACGGCCUCCUACCUCAGGCUUUGGGCUCUCAGUCUGGCUCACGCACAGUUGUCAGAGGUUCUGUGGUCCAUGGUCAUGCACAUCGGCCUCUCCACACGCGGCGUGGCUGGCUUCUUCGUGCUGGCCAUCGUCUUUUAUUUCUUUGCCGUGCUCACGGUGGCGAUCCUGCUCAUCAUGGAGGGCCUGUCUGCUUUCUUGCACGCGCUGCGACUGCACUGGGUGGAGUUCCAGAACAAGUUUUACUCAGGUCAGGGCUUCAAGUUCCUCCCGUUCACCUUCGAAAGCAUCCUGGAUGGAAAGUUUGAAGACUGAGAUCACCCCCCUCCAACCCCCACUCUGUGUACGUGCGUUUAUGUUGUUGUUUGAUAAAACGAGUCAGAUGCAUUUUCUUCCCACCAUUUAAAACAAUUCCCAGGUCUCUAAAAUUCUUCAGUCAAAAUGCACAAA